UACCGGAACAUGAAUUGCGCGACGAUAAUAAUAAUAAAACGACAAUACACGUAAUUACCUUUAAAAUGACAACUUUACAACAUGAAUAGGGACAUUGGAUCGAAUUCCACCGUUUAUAACAUUGUAAUGCACCCAUAAUUCUUACAGUACUGACAUUUUGGAGUAGUUUAAAACAUGCAAUUUAUGUUUGUUUAAAAAUACACACACAAAAACAACAUUUCUCAUUGGAUUUUGAAUGAUCCUCCUUGCACUGCACAGAGCUGGUGCCAUGUGGGGUAUCAAUGCUUAUUGCCGAACUAAGAAUCUUUUGGUCGACAUCUUCACCACCAGGCUACCACAUAACAUCGUUAUACAGAGCUUGAACUGAAAAUCUCUCGCCACUAGGCUAUCAUCACUGUACUGAGAAUGUAGAGGAGGUCAGGUGAUUUAACGAAGUCCUUAUAGCAAUUUGGAAUCCUUAUUCUGUCAAUGUGAUUAUCAUCAUCACAAAUACAUGUCGGUACACACGGACACUUAUCAAGAUACGUAAAUCUUUAAUUAAUAUUUGAUGGUAAGUAAUUGUCAGAUACCAAACUAACAUUUAUAUCUCAAACGGACACAUUGCCAGAUAUCUGCAAAAUAUCAGCAGUUGAAAUGGAAUAUGGUGUGUAAUAUAAGAAGCAACAAAUCAGUUCAUGGAAGAUGAUAUAAUAUGACGCUGUGAUUUCAAUGAAGUUUUCUUAUAAUGGAUCCUAAGAAAUCAUUUUUCAUAUUUAACGUUUUAGUGGUCGUUUUCGUUAUUUUUGUUGGUCUAUCUUCAUACAAUAUCAUUGACAUUGAUCGCGCCAUCUUCGCUAGAAAUGAAACGGCAGAAAAUAAAAUCAGACAUCAACAUGGCGUCACUAUGAAAAUACGUUAUUUGCUAGAAAAGCCCGAGUUAUGCACGUCAGUUCCCAAUCUAUCUGUGGUAAUUAUCGUGCACACGGCACCAAAAAAUCGCGAGCGCCGCCAAACUAUAAGAGAAACAUGGGCAAAUAACUCUUAUUAUACUCAUCUUGGAACGGUCAGGAUAUUGUUUCUAUUAGGUGCGGUGAAAAAUACAAGUUUACAAGCGGAAAUUGUUAAAGAGUUUAAAGAGAAUGAGGACAUGUUACAGGGAGACUUUAUAGAUGACUAUCAUAACUUGACAUACAAAGGUGUAAUGGCGUACAGAUGGCUAACAGAAAAAUGCAGAAACGCCAAAAUCGUUCUCAAAGUUGAUGAUGACGUCAUUGUGAAUAUGUUCAAAUUUUUCACUAGCUCAACGUUUAUGCCUUCAUUCUUGAAAAAGACAAAAUUUAUGGCCUGUCGUCGAUUUCAUAGAAAUAUAAUUGUGAGAAACCGCAAAUCUAAAUGGUUUGUCAAUAAGACAAUUUUAGUAAAUCAAACUAGAUAUCCGGAUUAUUGUCAAGGUUUUGUUGUCAUCUUUACGAACGAUCUUAUUCCAGCGCUUUACCAAUCAGCAUUAGAAACGCCGUUUCUAUGGAUCGAUGAUGUAUACUUGUAUGGAAUGGUUCCCGGCAAUAUAGCAGGUAUACAAUACAGACAUUUACGGUACGGGAAGGAAGUCAUAUUUGGAGAUAAACAAACUCUUCAAUGUCAUCAAACUCAAAAACAAAAAUGUUCGUACUUGGUGUCGAUGUUUCGAUCCAAUGUUGUCAGUACUAUAAGAGAAUCUUGGAGACUGAUUGUAGAGAAUUACAGAAACGCUUCAUUGCAUCAUCAAAUAAGUUGAUAUUUAAAUACAUUUGACCUGCAUAGAAUUAGAACCUGCGACUUCAAAAGUGUAACAAAAAAACCAUAGAAGACCAGAGUCACAAACUAGCACCUGAUAUGUCAUUGAUCUGUUUAUAGUCUGAACAUGGUUAUGAUCACUCCUAUAACUUUAAAAUCUUAUAUGUCAUGCAUUUAUUUCAUAUGUGUUAAAAUGAUAACAAAAGAAAAAAGAAAACAAAAGAAUC
Messenger RNA from Ruditapes philippinarum (Manila clam), 1979 nucleotides. RefSeq names its product beta-1,3-galactosyltransferase 1-like. The record is from RefSeq and is a predicted model, not a curated record. Gene Ontology annotation, cellular component: membrane. Bases 725 to 1753 code for a protein of 342 amino acids. Gene Ontology annotation, molecular function: hexosyltransferase activity. The transcript is spliced from 2 exons. Lineage: Eukaryota; Metazoa; Mollusca; Bivalvia; Venerida; Veneridae.